Molecule: messenger RNA, 984 nt
Organism: Dendrobium catenatum
Lineage: Eukaryota; Viridiplantae; Streptophyta; Magnoliopsida; Asparagales; Orchidaceae
Product: wall-associated receptor kinase 3
Exons: 1
Coding region: 1-984 (327 amino acids)
Biological process (GO): protein phosphorylation; cell surface receptor signaling pathway
Cellular component (GO): plasma membrane
Molecular function (GO): protein serine/threonine kinase activity; ATP binding
Source: RefSeq, a predicted model, not a curated record
AUGUGGCCCAUCGAUGACAACUCCUGCGAGCAAAACGGGGGAGAAAUCUUCCGCCGGCGUUUGGCGGAACUCAAAAUAUCACCGACUUUCCGCAUCUUCACCGCCGAGGAAUUAGACCGCGCCACCGACAGUUACAGCGAAAGCCGCAUCAUCGGCCCUGGAAGCAACACCGAUAGCAUCGUCUACAAAGGCCUCCUCCCAGCCACCGCCGACAACACACAUCAUCAUCCCAUCGUCGCUAUCAAGAAAUGGGUCUCCUUUAGUGGGCACAACAUCGAUCAGUUCAUAAGCGAGCUGAUCAGUCUCUCCAAGCAUCCAGCCGAUAAGCACAUCGUCCGCAUCGUCGGUGCCGGCUGCGACGAAACGCCGCUCCCCGUGGUGGUCUACGAGUAUAUGCCCAACGGCACGCUCCACCACCACAUCCACGAACUGUAUGGAUCCCUGUCUUGGGAAGAUCGGUUGAGAAUCGCGACGAUGACGGCAGAGGCCUUGGCUUGCCUUCACUCCGCCAUCCCCAAUCCGCAAUUCCAUCGCGGGGUGAAAGCGAAGGAUAUACUGUUCGACGAAGGGAUGGUGCCCAAGUUGUCCGAUUUUGGAGCGAGAUUGAUGAUGGUGGGUUGUUUUACGUUUCUGAGGAUUAAGAAAGACAGGGAUGGGUAUUUGGAUCCGGAAUUCAGUAACUUUUCGGGGAGGACGGUGGAGAAGGGAGAUGUGUAUAGCUUCGGCGUGGUAAUGGCUGAGCUGUUAACGGGGGAAUUUCCUGUGUCGGUGGAGAAAGGGGAAUUGGGGAAGAGGUUUCGGGAAGGGGUUGCGGCGGGGAGGUUGCUUGAGAUGUUGGAGGGAAGGGUGAGAGAAGAAGCUGCUGGGAAGGAGAAAGUGGUGGAGGCGGUGGCGGAGGUGGCCAGGAGGUGUUUGAUGGUGAGCGGGGAGGAGAGGCCGACGCUGAGGGAGGUGGCGGAGGAGCUGCGGAGUUUCGCCACUUAG